AGAUACAUACAUAUAUAUGCAGAAGCUAAAAGAGACGUCUCUCUUGUGUCAGGUGCGGCGUUAAAAUGACUUACAAGAUUUUGGCGAUCGUUCUUUUGGCAGCCAUUUGCAAUGCUGCACCAAAUGACAUAGGGAUUGAUGAUGAUGCUUACGCCUCCGAGGUACACCGGACGUCAGAGGGACUUUUGACGACAAAGGGACACUCGACGCCAGAGGGACACUCCACGCCAAAGGUACAGUCGACGUCAGAGGGAUACUCGACGUCAGAGGGAUACUCGACGCCAGAGGGACACUCGACGUCUGAGGCAACGACACCAGGGGGCCGCCACACGACAGAAACUGCUUCACCAACAGCUUCCCCAACCUCCAGCGAUACACCUAUCACCGAUACACCUACAACCACCAAGUCGCCUAACGCAGGUGGCCUCCCGUCCUCCUGCCUGCCCCUGGUUGGCACAUUCGCAUCCCUGAUUAUAAUGUUGUCCAAAACAUCAUACUAAGAUAUUUUUUGUGUCAAUAAACUGCAUCAUCGUCACCAG
Ornithodoros turicata is the source of this 539-nucleotide messenger RNA. RefSeq names its product mucin-2-like. Bases 66 to 500 code for a protein of 144 amino acids. Lineage: Eukaryota; Metazoa; Arthropoda; Arachnida; Ixodida; Argasidae. The record is from RefSeq and is a predicted model, not a curated record. The transcript has 4 exons.